Salvia miltiorrhiza (redroot sage) is the source of this 1234-nucleotide messenger RNA. RefSeq lists its product as uncharacterized. The transcript has a single exon. The coding region runs from base 360 to 989 and encodes 209 amino acids. The record is from RefSeq and is a predicted model, not a curated record. Lineage: Eukaryota; Viridiplantae; Streptophyta; Magnoliopsida; Lamiales; Lamiaceae.
AAAAAUAACGAUUUCUAUAAAAUAGUACUAUACAUAUAUACAUUUUCCGUAAGGAUUUAGCACACAUAAUACGACGCGUCGUGGAUGUUGAGAGUUGUGUACAACAAAUUAAUUACACGCAUUUAAAAUUGAUGACCAUCCAGAAGCUAACUAAUCUUUGCCUCCGAGUUUCGUUUACAUAAAAUUCAACAAUGGUGUUCCUACGUACCUUGUAUACUAACUAUCAAAUUUUCUUUAAUUACUAACAUUAAAUUAUACUCCUAUAUAUAUAACUAUAAGAACAAAGGUCAUAUAUCCAACAAUAUAAAGUACACACAUCAAAUUAAUAUCAUAUAUACAUACACCUAAAUUAAAUCCAUAUGGCGGGAGAAGGAGAGAAGGCUCAGAACGCGCCGCCGCAGAUGAACCCGUACGGGCGGGUGGACGAAGAGGUGGCGGAGGUGGCCCAAAGAGACGAGCGGCGGAGGAAGCGGAUCAAGUGCUUCGCCUACCUCGCCGCCUUUGUCGUCUUCCAGACCGCCGUAUUCCUCAUCUUCGGCCUCACCAUAAUGAAGGUCCGGACUCCCAAGCUCCGGGUGAGAUCCGCCGCCUUCGACGGCACAUUCAACGUCGUCAACACCAGCGCCGCGCCGUCCUUCGACAUCAGGAUGGUGGCGGAGAUCGGCGUCAGAAACGCCAACUUCGGGCGCUACAAAUACCAAAACAGCACCGUGGAGUUCUACUACGGCGCCACCAAGGUCGGGGAGGCCUUCAUCCCUCGCGCGACCGCCAAGGCCAGAUCCACUAGGAAAUUCAACGUCACCGUGGACUUGUCGUCGGCCGGCGUCGCCGCCGGAGAGCUGAGCGUGAUCCCGCUGACGAGCAGAUCUGCCGUGAGAGGGAAGGUGGAGAUCAUGAAAAUUAUGAAGAAAAACAAAUCGGCUAACAUGAAUUGCAGCAUGCAGAUUGACGUGCAGUCCAGGCAGCUUCACCAGCUCUCUUGUAGAUGAUUUUAGUACCGCUUUUUCGUUUUUCUUAUUUGUGCGAUUGGGUUUGAUUAUUCUUUGUAUGUGUUUUUAUUCUAUUUCGAGUUUCCUUUUCUGGGGAAUCUAGUAUAGGAUGUUAUUGUCCCUUGCCACUCUUCCUCAUCUACUAUAUUCUUUCUUCUUCUUUUUCAUGUUAUUAUCAUAUUUAUGAUCUUGUACCAUUUAUUUACAAUAUGGAGUAUAUUAAUUCUUUAGUUGAUUAUUAUAAA